Moneuplotes crassus is the source of this 1291-nucleotide messenger RNA. The record is from the annotation of a GenBank genome assembly. Lineage: Eukaryota; Ciliophora; Spirotrichea; Euplotida; Euplotidae.
UAUAGCAAUGGGAAACAGUAAUAUCUGUGGUUGUAUUGAAGAGAACAGGAGAGUUCCUAUUAAAGAAGGUUCUAAAGCGAUGUAUAUUUUCCAGCAAGGCGAUGGGCUUUCAAAGUACAUGAGCAUGAAAGCGAGACAAGAUGAUAUUUUACUUCCUGGAAAAAGAAGCGAUUAUAUUAUCAAGAAUAUUGGAGGUUAUAAUUACCCUUUGAUAAACGAAAUGGCAGAAAAAGAAAUAAGAUAUCAAAUCAGCAUGAGGAUUAGUCAAUUAAAUGAAGAGAUAAGCGAAAAUAGAGCUCUCAUUAGGAAAAGUAAAAGGAUGAUGGAUUUUGAAAACAAAGAGAAUUUGAAGAAAGAGAAGCAAAAUAUAGAAAUGAAGAGAGAUAGACUAAAGGAACUCAAAGGAUCUUUAUCCAAGAUUAAAGAGAGAUAUCGCCACCAUAUCAGAUAUGGUGACAGUACUCAUUCUCCAUCAGAAAGUUUCCAUCAGCCCAUUAGAGUGAAAGCCAUUCCAUCCUUAGAGGGUUUAUUAAGGGAAAAGCUUCAAGAGAACCCUCAAGAUUUGAAAGACUGUCUCCGAUUCGAUAGCAAGAACAAACUCAUAAUGCUCUGCUUCAUGUUGAACACUGCUUAUGGAGUCUCAUUUUUCCAUACAUUGAUGAAUUACUUUAUUACUUAUGAGUGGAUCUUACCCAAAUUAUGUGUACUGAGAAUUUGGGGAAUAGAUCAAAACACCCUUGAACAAGUAAGAGUCCUGCUUUCAGAAUAUUUACCAAGCGAAUUGAAAACUCUUGACCUCAGAUGCUCAGCAGACCAGCCUCAGCAUUUUAAAAUGUUAUUGACAGCUUUGAGAGACGAAGGGAAUCUUAAAAUAAACUCUGUAAAUUUAGGAUCUUUCAAGUUUAUUACACAUAAAGUUGAUAAACAAAAUGAAGGAGAGAACUUAGCCAGAGAAACUAUCGAGUACUUUGCUCGUAUUUCAGAGAGGCUUGAAUUUUCACACUGCCUUUUCCAAUGAGAUAGCUUCACCCUUGAUUCGAACAUUGACUACACUUUGGCAACAAUAGAUUUUAACAGGUGAAUCUUCAAGCAUAAAAGAAAGAUAGAGAAAUCACCUAUAUUGACCUUCAUGAAAGCAUUUAAUAACGACAAAUUCUGAGCGAUGUUAGAAUCUAUUAGAAUCACAGAUGAAACUCUCACAAUUGAUACAGAGACUAUAAGCAAGUCUAUCAGCUGGAAAUCAGAGGUAUUUUUAGAUAAAGAAGGGUCAACCCUGCCCUCAUUUGGCUAA